GAGAUGGAGGACUACAUUGCCAAGUUCCUUGGGAUCUCCAGCGAUGCCCAGGCCAACGAAACUCAGGAAAAGACCAUGCUGCUUAAGCAGGGGUUGAAGACCUUCCCCAAGGCUGCCCUCUGGUCUAUCGUCCUUUCCACUGCUAUCAUCAUGGAAGGUUACGAUACCAGUUUGUUGAACUCGUUUUACGGUCUUUCAGCUUUUCAGAAGAAGUUUGGUGUUCCAAGUAAAAAGGGGGGAUACCAGAUUGAACCCAAGUGGCAGACUGCCUUGAGUAUGUGUGCCAAUGUUGGUGAGAUCUUGGGAUUGUUCGCUGCUGGCUUUAUUGUUGACAGAGUUGGUUAUCGUUGGACUUUGAUUGGCUCGCUUACUAUGGUUAUCGGCUUUAUCUUUAUUCUUUUUUUUGCUGAGAAUCUUGGUAUGCUUGCUGCCGGUGAGAUUUUGUUAGGGUUGCCGUGGGGUGCAUUCCAGACCUUGACGGUUUCCUAUGCCUCCGAGGUUUGUCCACUUGUAUUGAGAUUCUACUUGACCACUUACGUCAACAUUUGUUGGGUUAUUGGGCAGUUGAUUGCCUCGGGUGUUUUGAAAUCCUAUGUCGGUUCCAAAUCCAAAUGGGCUUACAAGGUUCCUUUUGCGCUCCAGUGGAUAUGGCCUGUGCCAAUAAUGAUAGGUAUCUACUUGGCGCCAGAAUCUCCGUGGUGGUUGGUUAAGAAAGGGAGAGUCAGUGAGGCCAGAAAGUCGAUAGGCAGAUUAAUUUCCGAGAACGAGCUGAUUCCUGAUAAGAGUGUUCUCGCGGAUGCAAUGACCGCCAAAAUCCAGUUGGCUAACGAAGAAGAGGCUGCUUUAGUAGCGGGUUUAUCCUACACCGAUUGCUUCAAAGGUGUCAACUGGAGAAGAACCAGAGUUGGAGCCAUGGUAUGGCUCGUUCAGCACAUCAGUGGUGGCGCCUUAUCCGGCUAUUCCACCUAUUUCUACGAACAAGCUGGUUUGGACAAAAGUAACGCGUUCACUUUCACAAUCGUGCAAUAUUCUUUGGGUCUCAUCGGUACUAUCGGGUCAUGGUUCCUCUCUCAGAAGGUUGGUAGAUUCAAGAUUUAUUUCUUCGGUCUCUGCGCUCAGGCCAGUAUUCUUAUUUUGAUUGGUAUCCUUGGAUGCCUCAGUGCAAAGAGUGCUUCAUGGGGCAUCGGGUCUCUUUUGCUAGUCUUUGUCUUUGUGUACGAUUUAGCUGUCGGCCCGACGUGUUACUGUCUCGUUACCGAAAUCCCAUCUGUGAGAUUGAGAACCAAGUCAGUUAUUAUCUCUAGGAAUGUGUACAACGUUGCUGGUAUUUUCAACGCUGUUGUCACUCCGUACAUGUUGAACCCAGAUGCAUGGAACUGGAAGGCCAAGACCGGAUUCUUCUGGGCAGGUUCUGCCAUCCUCAGUGCUGUUUGGUGUUGGUUCGAGUUGCCUGAGACUAAGGGCAGAACAUUUGCUGAGUUGGAUACCUUGUUCAAGAACAAGGUCAAAGCCAGGGACUUUGUGAAGACUGAGAUUACCACGUUUGAUGCUCAAGAGAUGAUGGUGAGAUUGGGAGAGGAAGGGUUGAAGAAGGUAGUGCAAGACACUGAAGGUUCCACCACUGGCUACGAUAACGGAAGGGAAUACUCUCCCCAAGCUUCCCCUUAGGGUUCUCACAAG
Molecule: messenger RNA, 1680 nt
Organism: Babjeviella inositovora NRRL Y-12698
Lineage: Eukaryota; Fungi; Ascomycota; Pichiomycetes; Serinales
Exons: 1
Coding region: 4-1668 (554 amino acids)
Biological process (GO): carbohydrate transport; transmembrane transport
Cellular component (GO): membrane
Molecular function (GO): carbohydrate:proton symporter activity
Source: RefSeq, a predicted model, not a curated record